UACUCAUACGUGUUUUUUUUUUUUUUUUUUCGCGUUCAUGUCAACUAGACAUGGAACCGGCAUGAUUAAUUAUGCCGCGUAGGCUACCGGCUGAGCGUAAAUCUAGAGCUAAGAGCCAGGUGCGAAGAGGCCCCAACAGGACAGAUGUCCUUCCUUCCACCUCAGGCAGCUCCACGAGCCCACGAGCAGAGCCCACUGUUGCACCCUCCACCUCUCAGCCCACCCAGCAUGGACCCAUGAGGCCAGAGAGGAAGUGCAGGCAGCUGCAAACCCCGGGCAACAUGCCCCCACCGGCUGCCGUCCCCACUGACAAAAGCAAGAGAAAGAGGGACUAUAGCAACGUGGUCACAGCCCAGGAGACCUCUACUAGCGAGAACAUCGGUGAGGUGGACCCAUCAGUGCUGAAAAGGACAUGUGCUGAGCCUCACGCUACAAAGAAGCUGAGGAAGACCAACAAGCCACCCAAUGAUCAAGCAUCCUUUAACCUUAAGUACACAAUGGGAGACCUGCUUGGUAAAGGAGGGUGUGGAUGUGUUUUUGAAGGAACCAGACAUUCUGAUGGAUUACAAGUUGCCAUCAAGAUCAUCCCCAAGGAAAAUGCAGGUUGUUAUAUAGCUGUGCCUGACACCGGUGAAUACCUCCCUCUGGAGGUGGCCCUCAUGACCAUAGUUUCCAGGCCACCGGAGUGCCCUAACAUCCUCAAGCUCGUGGAAUGGUUUGCAUUGCCCACCGCCUUCAUCCUCAUCCUGGAGCGCCCCAUGCCCUGCAUGGAUUUAUACAACUACUGCGAGACUUUAGGAGGUCAACUCACCGAAAGCCAGGGGAAGCAUAUCAUCCGCCAGGUGGUCCAUGCUGUGAAACACUGCCGUGAUCGCAGCGUUCUACACCGUGACAUAAAGCAAGACAAUUUCCUGGUCAACACUGACGACGUGAUGGUCAAGCUUAUUGACUUUGGCUGUGGGGACCUGUUGAAAGAGGGGCGCUAUGACAGCUUUGCUGGCACGGAGGAGUUUAGCCCACCCGAGUGGUGGUUGCACAAGAGCUACCAGGGCCGCCCGGCCACCAUCUGGUCAUUGGGAGUGCUGCUCUACGUCCUCCUCUGUGGCGAGCUGCCAUUUGUGGACGAUGGUGAGAUUGUCUCCAAGCGACUGCGUUGCAGGAGGGGUCUAUCCAGUGAAUGCCGUAAUCUUAUUCACUGGUGCUUGAGGAAAGACCCAUCCAAACGGCCAGUCCUGGAGGAAAUCCUCCAGCACAAGUGGCUCUCAGCAGACUAGGGUUAGGUUACUGCAAGGAGAGAGAGGAGGAAAUUGUAAGACAAAUGACAAACUAAUCGAUAGUGAAUCUAAAUGUUACACAUUUCACCAAUGAACAUUUAAUUUUUCUCUUUACCAUGUGUGUACAGUAUGUGUUAUCUAACAUCUUUCCACACAAAACCAUUGAGUGACAGGGAAGGAGGUUGCUUAAGGAACAGCAUUCCUUAAAGGCUCAGAACAUCUGGACAAGGAACGCCAUGGGAAAUAUCAUCUCCACAAGAACUGGCAAGGGGGUGUAUUAGUCCACAAGCAGAAUACAUCUAACAUCUAAACAGUAUUCCUGUAAAAUUGUGGAGACUAAGCAGAGUUGAUUGGUUGAGACUUUGAGACUUUGAGUCUCACUGAGCUCUCAUAACCCUGCUGAGUUGAUAACCGUGCAUGAAAAAGGCCCCCUGUAGAUGGAGCAGGCAGCAAAUAUCAUCUUAUAUCUGGUGGGAUCAUCUGGCAACUUAGUGUUCCUGAAAGAACAUUUAAGUGAAGUAACAGAAUCUAAUGAUAUUUGUAUUAAAGGUCAGACAUAGAUCAUACGUAAGAGUUACUCAUUGUAAAUAUCCUCUUCUUAAAGGCCUGCUCCCAUUACGAACACCCCCAUGAAUGACCAGGUUCAGCAAGGCUGGUUGAAUGUCACUGUCUCAGCCUUGUUGACGGCUGCACACCUAGCCAGUGCCUGUGUUAUACUACAAGUACCACGGACUGGGCCUGUUGUGGGAAGCACUAUUCAUUUCAUGAAAAGGAUUUGUUUAAGGACUGUUCCAGAAGGCUUCUCUCCGACCACAGUUGCCGUUCUCUCUCUCCACAGUAACUGGCCACUUCAUUUAUCAAUUAUAUAAUUUUCAAAACAUUGAAUAUUUCAAUAAUAAUAAAAAAAACGAAUGCAUGCAA
This is a messenger RNA of Alosa alosa (allis shad), 2195 nucleotides long. RefSeq names its product serine/threonine-protein kinase pim-1-like. NCBI's taxonomy places the organism in Eukaryota, Metazoa, Chordata, Actinopteri, Clupeiformes, Clupeidae. Gene Ontology annotation, molecular function: protein serine/threonine kinase activity; ATP binding. The record is from RefSeq and is a predicted model, not a curated record. The transcript has 8 exons. The coding region runs from base 72 to 1274 and encodes 400 amino acids. Gene Ontology annotation, biological process: regulation of mitotic cell cycle; protein autophosphorylation; negative regulation of apoptotic process. Gene Ontology annotation, cellular component: cytoplasm.